Messenger RNA from Planococcus citri (citrus mealybug), 3404 nucleotides. Its product is annotated as CREB-binding protein-like. The coding region runs from base 258 to 3080 and encodes 940 amino acids. Gene Ontology annotation, biological process: positive regulation of transcription by RNA polymerase II. Gene Ontology annotation, molecular function: transcription coactivator activity; histone acetyltransferase activity; protein binding. The record is from RefSeq and is a predicted model, not a curated record. The transcript is spliced from 12 exons. Lineage: Eukaryota; Metazoa; Arthropoda; Insecta; Hemiptera; Pseudococcidae. Gene Ontology annotation, cellular component: histone acetyltransferase complex; transcription regulator complex; nucleus.
CAACUUACAAAAGUGAAAUUCCCUUUAGCGCCUUUGAGCCUUUGGGCGAAGAUUUUGAUUUGAAUUAAUCUAAUCAACAGGUCCUUUGACUCAGUUUCAUGUGAUUUCUCUGCCUUAAGGAUAAGAUCCACGAGUAGGUUGAGCUAAUCAGCCGAAGAAUUACAUCAGAACAGAACAGAAUAGAAUUCCGAAGAACCAUACAAAGCUAGAGUAACGACGGCGUCGAACAAAAUCCUUAUAAAGCGUCAGCCAGCAAAAUGGAACCGAAAGAAACCCCUAAACCUACCAGCACACAGCAACCAGCUGAAAACACAUCGUUAUCGACCGAAAAGAUAGAAAAACGACGUUUCAAACUAGAAGAAAUUCAAUCACGUUUCUCACCAGUGCUACGACAAUUAUAUCGAAUAGAAGAAUCAGCACCUUUACGAGAACCAGAUUUCAAACCACAAGAUCUUCAAAAAUGUUUCUCACCGCUGCUGCUAAAAUUAUAUCAAAUGGAAGAAUCAGCACCUUUCCUAGAACCAGUUGAUCCGGUCAAGUUGAAUAAUAUACCCAAUGACUGGGGUAUUUACGACCAGCAGCCGACCGAUUUUCCUACCAUAAAAGAUAAACUUGAUAAUGGCCUGUAUGUUAAUCCUUGGAAUUUCGUCGACGAUAUGCGAUUCUUGUUCAAUAUCAAUUGCAAAUAUAACGGUGAAAGAUCCUCCAGUAUUUACAAAUGCAGUUCCAAGUUAGCUAAAGUAUUCGAACACGAUAUCAAUCCAAUCAUGCGAGAUUUAGGGUAUUGUUGCGGUAAAAGGUACUCGUUCUUAAGUCCAAAACCGCUGCCCUGCUUCGGUAAACAACUAUGUACGAUACCGAGAGACGCGCAAUAUUUCAAUUACCUGAACGAGUAUGCGUAUUGUGUUAAAUGUUUCAACGAGAUAUCCGAAGAUACUGUAACCGUAGCUGAUGAUCCUUCUCAGCCUCCAACUGUAAUAAAAAAAGAUCAGUUCGUAGAAAUGAUCAACAAUCAUAGUGAAAUGGAGCCUUUAGUCGAGUGCCUAGAUUGUGGCAUAAAAUUACAUCGAAUAUGCGUUUUGCAUGUAGAUGCGAUACUGGGUUCAGAAUUCGUUUGUGACAAUUGUUUGAAAAAGAAUAACAAGCGAAGAAAGGAAAAUGAAUUUCGUGCUGAACAGUUACCGACUACUAAGUUAUCCAUUAGCAUCGAAGCUCGGGUCAACAGAAACCUUAGAAAGAAAAAAGUCGAAACGGGCAAAGUAACAAUUCGUGUAGUAUCGUGCUCUGAAAAAAUAACCAAAGUUAAACCUGCCAUGAAGAGUUUAUUCGUCGAUACUGGAAAAUUCCCCCAACAAUUUCCGUUCAAAGCAAAAGCUGUGCUCGCUUUCCAAGAAAUCGACGGCGUCGAUGUGUGUGUUUUCGGUAUGCACGUUCAAGAAUACGGAUCCGAAUGUCCGCAACCGAAUCAAAGACGCGUAUACAUCGAGUUAGUGGACUCAGUGCGGUUCAAUGAACCGAUAAAAUUUCGUACAGCCGUUAAUCAUGAAAUUUUAUUAGGAUACUUGGAUUAUGUUAAGCAGUUAGGGUAUGCGAUGGUUCAUUUACUGGUUCGUACUCCUAACGAAGCAGAAGAUUUUAUUUUCAAUUGCAAUCCUGCAAAUCGAAAACUUCCAAUUGAUUAUUGCAAAAUGUUAGAUACAGGUAUCAUCGAAAAAAGGGUGAUAGAUUACAAGAAUAUUUUCAAACAAGCAAUGGACGAUGGAUUACAUUCUGUCGCUGAAUUUCCGUAUUUCGAAAACGAUAUUUGGACUGAUAUGUUAGAAGAAAGUAUCCAAGAGCUGAACCAGCUCGAAGAAGAGAAAAGAAAACAGGCUGAAGCUGCGGAAGCCUCCUCAUCUGCAGAAAAUGACGUGCAAAAAUGUAAUAUAGACGUUGAUGCUGAAAAGAAAAGUAAUAAUAAGAGUGUAUCUCAACUCGAGGAAGAUUUAUCAGCCAACAUUUUCGCCUGGAUGGAAAAAAAUAAAGAAAAUUUCUUGGUUAUUCGAUUGCAUUCGUCUCAAUCUAUCGCCAACUUACCGCCUAUCAAAGAUCCUGAUCCAUUAAUCUCCUGCGAUCUCAUGGACGGAAGUGAUGCAUUCUUAACGAUGUCUCGUGAAAGGGGUUACGAAUUUUCGACACUGCGUCGAGCGAAAUUCUCGUCGAUGGCGAUGCUAUUCGAAAUACAUACCAGGAUUCAAGAUCACUUCGUUUACAGCUGUGAUAAUUGUGAAAAAAUCGUCAAAACUAGGAAUGAUAAGCUGGUGCCAACCUUACCGCAGGUCAGCUUGAAAGAGAAGUUGAUUCGUCGUAGAAUUCUGCUACAGAUAUUGGGGAUGACACAUUCUCCGCAGAACAAAAAGAAUAUCUUAGAGGCACUAAAGACAGAUCCACGAGUGAUUACGGAGUUUUUAAAACGAGGAAAAGAGAAGCAACAUGGUCCAACAAGUCCUACGAGUCAGCUACCUUCGCAGCAACGAAUACCCGAGGACGGAUCUAAUACAGACGCUGGUUUGAUAAAUCAAGACACGUCUAUAUCUCAGCAAACGCCACCCAAUGUAUCACUGCCAUCAUCGAACCAGGUGCCACAUCUCUGUCCAGAUGUGCAACAAUUAUCGCAAACGUUAAGUUCACCAAGCCCUCCACAGCAAAAAGACCAAAUCCUUCGAGUACUCAAUGGAUAUCCGCAUUUGAUAGAGGUGUUCGUCAAGCAAAGACAAAUGCAGCAACUUCAUCUACCCCACAUCCAGCAAAACCAGCAACUAAACAGUUCAUCAGAUUUUCAGGGAUCAUCGCAAAAGCAACAACAAAUGGUUGGCGAUGGUUCAACGAAUCUGAGUGCAGAUACUCUGCCGACAGAAGACAGUGGUCCAAACAAGCUACCACGUCGUAGUCAAGCUCUGCAAAAACUGCUGCAAGUGUUGAGCUUACCUACUUCUUCUCAGCAGCGAGAUAAAAUUUCACAACUUCUGAAUAGAAAUCCUCAUCUGUUGGUGGAGAUCAUAAAGGGUAGGCGGCAGAUGCAGCAACAUCAACAGCAAUAGUUGCAAAGGCAACUGAUCUGAAAAGAGACUGAAGAUUGUUGAUUUGUCUGCUGUGCAGCAAGCAAAUGAAGGUUGCGAGUUUGUGAGGGUCGUAGCCAAGAAAGCCUAGUCGUUCUCAAAAAAUCAAAAUAUUAUUGAAAAUUGAAAAAUUGUUAUUCUUCUUUUUAAUCUUUGAAUUCGGUAUAUUUUAUGCAAAAAAUGACUAUUAGGUAAAUUAAAUUUCAAAAAUGGAUCAUUUAGUCCUUAAUUUUAAAAAUAAUUAAACUGCCUAUUAUAAUAUAAUUAAUUGUUGUUAUUUUUAAUCAGUAUAGAUUUUCAAACUGA